AUGCCCGUAUAUACUCCCACAACAAGCUCAGACCCCGACCGGGACACGCACAAGCUGAAGCUUGUCUACUUCAGCAAUGAGUUCUCCAGGGAUGACUUACAAGGCGUGUUUCGUCGUCUGCACAACCACAGCAAGGACAGCGGAUACCCGAUCUUGGCCGAUUUCAUAUCAAAGGCCACUUCGGCCAUCAAGGAUGAAGUUCGGCAGCUACCGACGGAGCUUAAACAUCUGAUCCCACCGUUCGAGACCAUCUUCAGUUGGGUUGAAAACACAGAGCUCCGCGAAGGUUUGAUCUGCGGUGCCGUAGACGGAGUGUUGCUUAUUGUGGUUCAACUGGCAACUUACAUUGGAUAUGCAGAGAGCCGUCCUGAUGAUCUAUCUGACUUUACAAACACGAGCCUUGCUGGCCUUGGUAUUGGUCUUCUGGCAUCAACUGCUGUCUCAUUGUCUUCGACGUUGGCAGACUUGCCACAGGCGGGUGCAGAUGCGGUGCGCCUGGCAUUCCGCCUCGGCAUCCAUGUCCAGGGUGUUUCCGCAAACUUGGAAGCCCGUGAGCUGUCAGAGAGUCCAGAUACCUGGGCAUAUGUCGUUCAUAACGUCGACCCAGCGGCCGUUCGAAAGGAGCUCGACACGAUAUAUUCUCGGCAGGAGAUUCCUGCCACAGGGAAGAUCUUUAUAAGCGCUGUCAGCCGGACCUCUGUUACAGUGAGCGGACCACCAGCUCGUUUAAAGACGUUGUUCAUCACGUCCGAGUUCUUCCGCGAGUCAAAGUUCAUUCCCCUUCCAGUCUACGGCGGCCUCUGCCAUGCGCCCCAUAUCUACAGCCUGCAGGAUACGCAGAGUAUCGUCCAUGGCAGCUCAUUGAACACAGUUCUGUCAAAGUCGUGGCCGGCGAUACCAAUCUACUCCACCAGCACCGGUCAAUACUACCAAGCCAAGAAUGCCACAGAGCUAUUUGAAGCUGUCGUCUCGGAGCUCCUUACUCAAGCAAUCUAUUGGGACCAUGUCAUAUCUGGCGUGGUCGAGAGACUCGAGACCACUCUUGCCUCGGAAUUGGUGCUGUUCAGCUUUGGCAACUCCAUUCCUCUCAACGACUUAACGACUGCCGUGAAGAAUAGCAUUACACACCCUCAAGUCACACUCAACAAUCUGAUGACCUGGGUCACACAAGUCACGCCCCGGGAUACUGCGCCUCGCAGCCCGGCACAGGCUAAGCUCGCCAUCGUUGGCAUGUCUUGCAGGCUUCCUGGAGGGGCGACAAACACCGAGAAGUUCUGGGAAAUUCUAGAGAAGGGGCUGGAUGUUUCCCGCCGAAUCCCAGCUGAUCGGUUUGACAUUGACACGCACUACGAUCCAACCGGCAAGCAGCUCAACAAGACUAUGACCCAGUAUGGCUGCUUUAUUGACGAGCCUGGCUUGUUCGAUGCGCCUUUCUUCAAUAUGUCCCCCCGUGAAUCCCAGGUUGUUGAUCCACAAAUGCGUCUUGCUCUUGUCACGGCGUACGAGGCGCUGGAACGUGCAGGCUAUGUUGGUAACCGUACUGCAGCCACGCAGUUACAGCGCAUUGGUACAUUCUACGGUCAAGCUGCGGACGACUACCGUGAAGUUAAUCAAGGCCAAGAGGUUGGCACCUACUAUAUUCCAGGUGGCUGCCGCGCCUUUGGUCCGGGCCGUAUCAAUUACUUCUUUAAGUUCGCGGGACCCAGUUACAGCAUCGAUACGGCUUGCUCCUCUGGACUUGCGGCGAUUGAGGUCGCCUGUCAGGCGCUUUGGAACGGCGCUGUGGAUACCGCUGUUGCAGGAGGUGUCAACGUCUUGACCAACCCUGACGGUUUCACCGGACUCUGCAACGGCCACUUCCUCACCAAAGGACACAACGCUUGUAAGACAUGGGAUAGCACCGCUGACGGGUACUGCCGUGCGGAUGGUAUUGGCUCUGUGGUCAUCAAGAGACUCGAAGACGCGGAAGCUGAUAAUGAUAACAUCUUGGGUGUUAUUCUUGGUGCUGGCACAAACCAUUCAGCAGAAGCAGUCUCCAUUACCCACCCCCAUGCGGGCCACCAAGCCUACUUAUCUCGGCAGGUACUUCGACAGGCCGGUGUGGAUCCCUUGGAUGUGUCCUACGUCGAGCUCCAUGGCACUGGCACUCAAGCGGGGGACCAUGAGGAGAUGAAGGGUAUUAUGGAGGUGUAUGCUCCGCUCACCAAGCGUCGUAGCAAGGACCAGCCGCUCCACAUUGGCGCUGUCAAGGCAAAUGUCGGCCAUGGCGAGUCUGUUGCAGGCACGACUGCGUUGAUCAAGGUACUUUUAAUGCUCCAGAAGAACGCCAUCCCGCCACAUGUUGGAAUCAAGACAGAGAUAAAUCCCAAGUUCCCCCGAGACUUUGAUAAACGCAAUCUCCACAUCCCAAUGGAAAUGACGCCUUGGCCGCAGGUCCCUGGAAAGAAGCGCCUUGCAGUGGUCAACAACUUUGGCGCUGCUGGUGGGAACACAACGAUGGUCCUGGAAGAGGCGCCAACACGCGAUAUCGCAGAGACGGAUCCGCGCAAGACGCACAUCAUCGCCGUCUCGGCCAAGGUCAAGGCAUCUCUGGCUGGAAAUAUUGAGCGCCUAAUUGCCCAUCUUGAUGCGAAUCCAGAUAUCAAUGUAGCCGACCUGUCGUAUACUACAACUGCUCGCCGCUACCAUCAUACGCAUCGCGUAGCAAUUGCCACCUCUACCAUGGAGAAUUUGAAAAAGCAACUGAACUCCUCCUUGGAGAAGGUUGAUUCAAUCAAACCUGUUGGAAAAUCUGGCCCUCCACCGGUCGCAUUCAGCUUCACCGGCCAGGGCGCCUCUUACAAGUCAAUGAGUUUAGAGUUAUACCACGAUGUGCCUAUCUUCCGAGAGCAUAUCCAGCACCUUGACUCAAUCGCUCAGAGCCAGGGAUUCCCAUCUUUCAUUCCAGCUCUUGACGGAACACACCCCAAAGACCAUGCUCACUCUGCUACCAUUACCCAGCUUGCCCUGGUCUGUUCUGAAAUUGCUCUCGCCAAAUACUGGGUAUCUCUUGGAGUCAAGCCAGACGUGAUCAUAGGCCAUAGCCUGGGCGAAUACGCUGCGAUGCACAUCGCUGGCGUUGUUACGGCCAGUGACACCAUAUUCAUGGUGGGACGCCGGGCUCAGAUGCUGGAAGAGAGGUGCAAGAUUGGCAGCCAUACCAUGAUGGCGGUUCGCGCUGCUGUUGCCCAUAUAGAGGAGUCCUCAGAGGGCAAGCCAUACACGGUUGCUUGCAUUAAUGGCCCUUCGGAUACAGUGCUCAGUGGCACUAAAGAUCAGAUGGAUGCCAUUGCAGUUCCCCUUCAGAAGGCCGGUUACCACUGUAUCAAGUUAGACGUUGCUUUUGCUUUCCACUCAGAGCAAAUGGACCCUAUUUUGGAUGACUUUGAGGCCGUUGUGGCCACCGGUGUCAUCUUCAAGGAGCCAAAAGUGCCAGUCAUCUCUCCCCUGCUCGGCAAAGUUAUUUUUGAUGGCAAGACACUGAAUGCAAACUACGUCCGCCAGGCUACCAGACAAACUGUUGACUUUGUCUCUGCUCUGAAGAACGCGCAGAAAAUUUCUACUAUAAGCAAUGAGACUGUCUGGAUUGAAAUCGGGCCGCAUCCUGUCUGCACUAACUUCAUCAAAAAUACCAUACCAUCCGCUGAGCUCGCCAUCCCAUCGUUCCGCCGCGGCGAGGACAACUGGAAGACCAUGGCUGAGAGUAUGGCCGCUCUGCACCUUGCUGGUAUUGACGUUAGCUGGAACGAGUUCCAUCGCCCAUUCGAGCGCAGGCUCCGCCUCCUGGACCUGCCAACAUAUGCGUGGAACGAAAAGAACUACUGGCUCCAGUAUAACGGCGACUGGUGUCUAACCAAGGGCAAUACAUUCUAUGACGCCGAGAAGGAAGCUGCUAGAGCUAAGGCUGCACCAAAGGCGCUGCCGGCCAGCGAGAUUCAGACCACGACGGUGCAGCAGAUCAUAGAGGAGACUUUCCAUGAAUCUGCUGGUACAGUAGUGAUGCAGUCAGAUCUUAUGCAGGCCGACCUCCUGGCGGCGGCUCAUGGGCACAGCAUGAAUAACUGUGGUGUGGUUACAUCGUCCAUCCAUGCCGAUAUUGCAUACACUCUUGGCAGCUAUCUGUACCGCAAGCUGAACCCACGAGCCAAGGAUGUGAACAUGAAUAUUGCCAACCUUGUCGUUACCAAGGGCCUAGUUGCUCAGACAAACAAGAAAAUCCCUCAGCUGUUCCGUGUGACUGCUGCCACUGCCGAUGUUCACUCAGGUGUGGUCGAUUUGACAUGGCAGAACGUGGACAACGAUGGCAACGCCGACGAGCCAUUUGCCACAGCCAACAUUUAUUAUGGAGAUGCAUCCGAGUGGCUCUUGUCUUGGGUGCCGAUUGCGCACCUCGUUCAUAGCCGGAUUAAAGUGCUUGAGGACCUGGCAGCACAGGGCAAAGCUAACCGCUUUUCCCGUAAUAUGGCGUACACCCUCUUCGCCAGCAACUUGGUGACCUACGCCGACAAGUAUCGCGGCAUGCAAUCAGUAGUCAUGCAUGAGCUUGAAGGAUUCGCAGAUAUUCAGCUAACCACCCAGGAAAGCGGCGUCUGGACUGUCCCGCCGUACUUUAUUGACAGUGUGGCACACUUAGCUGGCUUCAUCAUGAACUGCUCUGAUAGCAUUGACGCACAAAACUACUACUGCGUGACUCCUGGUUGGAACGCAAUGCGAUUUGCGAAACCACUUACCCCGGGAGCCAAGUAUCGGUCCUAUGUCAAGAUGAUUCCAACAGCUGAGGAUCCGACGAUUUAUUUCGGCGACGUGUAUAUCAUGCAAGACGACAUCAUCGUUGGUGUGGUUAAUGGCAUCCAGUUCCGCCGCUAUCCUCGCAUUCUGCUUAACCGCUUCUUCUCGCCACCGGACAAGAUGGCUGCGAUCGAAGGCAAGCCAAAACCCACUGUUUCUCAAGCUCCGGUUUCAGUGUCGGCAGCACCACCAGCGGCGCCAAAUACGACUGCCCCUGGACAUACCUCUGGCCCCGAAAGCAAUGGUGAGAAGAGCAAGCCGUCUUCUAGUAACCCUGCCAGCGCUAUGCCCGCUACACCAGCUCCGUCAAAGGGCGCUGCACCUGCAGCCACAGCUGCCGCCGCCCAGUCCAACAAUGCUGCGGCUGCGACUGCGUCUGGCAGCAUCUCUGCCAGAGCGAUCCUGCUCAUUGCGAACGAGGCCGGUCUGGAACUAUCUGAUAUGGAGGAUGGAGCUCGAUUUGCCGACUUGGGCGUUGACAGUCUCAUGUCACUGGUAAUUUCGGAAAAGUUCAGGACGGAAUUGGACGUCAAAGUCAGUGGGAGCCUGUUCCUGGACUAUGAGACCAUUGGAGAUUUGCGGGAGUGGCUGGACGAGUAUUACAGUUAA
This is a messenger RNA of Aspergillus udagawae, 5436 nucleotides long. Its product is annotated as type I polyketide synthase. The record is from RefSeq and is a predicted model, not a curated record. The coding region runs from base 1 to 5436 and encodes 1811 amino acids. Gene Ontology annotation, biological process: fatty acid biosynthetic process. The transcript is spliced from 4 exons. Gene Ontology annotation, molecular function: phosphopantetheine binding; fatty acid synthase activity; 3-oxoacyl-[acyl-carrier-protein] synthase activity. NCBI's taxonomy places the organism in Eukaryota, Fungi, Ascomycota, Eurotiomycetes, Eurotiales, Aspergillaceae.